AUGUUUAGGACCCUAAAAGUGCAUUGCAGCACAAAAACCAACAAGACUCUUUUAGAGAACCAAAUAUGCGACGGCGUAGUCGAUUGUUUUGCAGAUGAAAAUUCCGAUCGGCCAGAUGAAAGGUUCGAAUUAUGUUAUGGCAAGGUCUGCGAGGAUGAGAGUUCUUAUCGCUGCACCUAUGGAGCGUGCCUAAAUGGAACUCUAAAGUGCGAUGGAAAGAUUGACUGUUGGGAUGGAAGCGACGAAAAUAAAUUCGAAUGCUUGGAGGAUGCAAAUCUGCAGAAUGAGUACGAAGACCUCAAAGGGGAGUGUGAAGACGAGGAUUUGUUCGAUUGCAAGGGGUCCUGUCUGAACUGGAGUCAGGUUUGUGAUGGAGUGGCAGAUUGCAAGGACGGCAGCGAUGAAGACGGCACACUCUGCACGGCCUUCGAAUGUCCGCCGCCGGCAUUCAGAUGUCUCUACGGAGCCUGUGUUAGUCCGAAAGCUGUGUGUAAUCACAUUCCCGAUUGCCUGGAUGGGUCCGAUGAGAUGGCGGAAAUUUGCACGGCCCGGAAUCCAACCGUUCAUCAUGUGGAUGUCAGAAGCGCUUGGAAUGUGCGGCACUGCCGUCUAGAAGAUCCGUCGAAGUCCCUGGUGGUGGAGAACUACGUGGGCGGCACCACCUUUCAAAGUAACGCCUGUGUGCCCGACAAGACCGUCGUUUAUCUAAGCUGCCGUAAAGGAUAUGGUCUGAUCGGGGCGGAGAAGAACAUUUGCGACGCAGACCAGUGGCGGUAUCCGUUGGCCAGGUGCGUGCCCCAGUGUAAGCACGUCGGCAAUGUAAGCCACAUGAGGCAGUGCACCCUGAAUGGUCGCCUGAUCGACUGCAAUCAGUCGGUGCUGCCCAUGGGCACUGUAAUGUCGGUCACUUGCUCGUCCGGGUGCGAAAAGACUGGAGGUGAUGGUGAUGGUCUGCAGUACUGCGACGCAACCGGCAAUUGGCGGGGUCACAAGCCUGAGUUUUCGGUUGUCUGCAAUGCCACCAUCGUGUCGCCGUACAUUCUGGUGACCACGGAGCGCUGUUUCAGCGAGUCGUCCAUCAAGAGUGUGCCAUCCACGGAACCUGUGCUCUAUACCGUCGCCGAGGGAAAGAUCUACGGCAACAGCUUCUUGGCCCACGAACCCCAUCCCUAUAAGCUGCACAACGUGUCCCAUAUAGUCUAUGCUAGGUAUUUAGAUAAAGGGAUCGUGGGUACUUUGGUCCUGGUGCACUUGGUGCAGCCCCUGGAGUUCCACAUGAAGUUGCGGCCCGUCUGUCUUACGGAAGAACUUACCGACAACUGGUUAACCGCCGGAGACUUCACAGGUGUUAACCCGGGCCAUCCGAUCAUCGACGAUAGGAGGCAACCAGGUCGAUACGAGCUUAGGGAAGUAGUUAUCGACGCCCGUAAGAAAUACCACAUAGGGGCGUUUAAGUCGCUGAUCCUGAGAUAUAUUGCCGAGACACAGGCGAAGGAGAACAUUUAAUUC
This is a messenger RNA of Drosophila erecta, 1509 nucleotides long. Its product is annotated as modular serine protease. Gene Ontology annotation, molecular function: protein binding. Bases 1 to 1506 code for a protein of 501 amino acids. Gene Ontology annotation, cellular component: plasma membrane. The transcript is spliced from 5 exons. The record is from RefSeq and is a predicted model, not a curated record. NCBI's taxonomy places the organism in Eukaryota, Metazoa, Arthropoda, Insecta, Diptera, Drosophilidae.